Merops nubicus (carmine bee-eater) is the source of this 2349-nucleotide messenger RNA. RefSeq names its product laminin, alpha 3 (gene LAMA3). Lineage: Eukaryota; Metazoa; Chordata; Aves; Coraciiformes; Meropidae. Gene Ontology annotation, cellular component: basement membrane. The annotation marks the transcript as partial. Gene Ontology annotation, molecular function: signaling receptor binding. The transcript has 18 exons. Gene Ontology annotation, biological process: regulation of cell migration; regulation of cell adhesion; axon guidance. The record is from RefSeq and is a predicted model, not a curated record.
GAAUGCAGCCUUGGAUUUUAUCGUGAGAAUAAGGGAUUAUUUCCUGGGCGCUGCCUCCCUUGCAACUGCCAUGGAAAUUCAAACAGUUGUCAGGAUGGUACUGGAAAAUGUAUUAACUGUCAGUACAACACUGCUGGGGAGAAAUGUGAGCGCUGCAAAGAUGGAUAUUUUGGAGAUGCCACCCAAGGCUCCUGUCGGGUGUGUCCCUGCCCUUACACAAACAGGUUUGCAACUGGCUGUGUGGCCCAUGGUGAAGAAAUCCAGUGUCUCUGCAGAGAAGGCUACACUGGAGCUCGCUGUGAACGCUGUGCUCCAGGAUAUUUUGGAGACCCACAAAAGUAUGGAGGCUACUGUCAGAAAUGUAACUCUAAUAGUAAUGGAGAACUGGGCAGCUGUGACCACCUGACUGGAGAGUGUUUCAAUAAUGAACCAAAAGAUGUGGAUCCCAACGAAGAUUGUGACUCCUGUGACAGCUGUGUGCUCACCCUGCUGGAGGACCUGAGGACCAUGGGGGAUGAGCUGAGGUUGAUCAAGUCCCAGCUGCAGAAUGUCCACACCAGUACCCACACGCUGGAGCAGCUGAGACAGCUGGAAACACGCAUCAAGGACCUAAAGGUCUUAUUGAACAAUUACCGUUCUGUUGUUCAUAACCAGGGUUCAAAGGUGGACGAGCUGGAAACAGAAUUCAUGAACCUCAAUCAUGAUGUAAAUGCUCUCCAGGAAAAGGCUGAAAUGAACUACAGAGCAGCUGAGCUGUUGUUUAGUAAUUUUGGCCAAACCCAACAGAAAGGAAAAGAUUUGGUUUCACGAGUGCAGAUAGUCGUCAACAAUAUACAAGUGCUUUUGGAACAAAUAGCUGGCACAGAUGCAGAAGGGAACAACUUGCCCUUGGGAGAUGCUGCCAGAGAGCUGGCUGAGGCUCAAGGGAUGAUGACAGAGAUGAGGAACCGCAACUUUGGCCAACUCCUAGCAGAGGCAGAGAAGGAACGAAGAGAAGCUCAGCUGUUACUGGCACGUGUUAAGGAUGAACUCCAAAAGUACCACCAAGAAAAUCAUGGGCUUAUUAAAAUUGUGAGGGAUUCACUGAAUGAUUAUGAAUCCAAAAUCACUGACCUUCGUGAAGCUCUGAACGAGGCCACGGGACAAACUGAGCAGGCUGAAAACUUGAACAGAGAUAAUGGAGUUCUCUUGGAAGAAGUUAAGAAACGGAUUGAGGAGACCACUGCACAACAGAAUGGGAUCUUGGACAUGCUGAGCUCUGCCCGAACUUCCCUGACCCAAGCUAACAGUGGGCUUGGAUUAUUGCAGAAGACCAAAGAGGAAUAUGAAAGUCUGGCUGCUCAGCUGGAUGGAGCAAGGAAAGAUAUGAAUGAGAAGCUGACAAAUCACUCUUUAUCAGCAAGCAAGGAACCCUUGGUGGUGAGGGCUGAGGAGCACGCCAAAUCUUUGCAAGACUUGGCAAAACAACUGGAAAACAUAAAGAACAGUGCCAGGAAGGACGAGUUGGUGGGCUGUGCUGUGGAAGCUUCUACUGCCUAUGACAGUAUAAUUAAUGCCAUCAAGGCAGCAGAGGAGGCAGCCAAGCAAGCCGGGAGGGCAGCUGACUCCGCGUGGUCGGCUGUGAAGAGAGAAGACCUCUCAGGAAAAGCUGCAAAGUUAAAAGCUGAGAGCACUACGCUCCUGAAUCAAGCACAGGAGACUGAAAAGACCUUGCAAGGUACUGAGAAACAAACUGUUGGUCCAACCCUUGAAGACAUGAAUGGAAGGCUGGAUGUUGCUGAUGGGAAGAAGAACACACUGCAAAUUGAUCUCGUCACCCUGCAGAAUAAUCUCAAUGGAAUAAACAGAGGUGACGUCGACAGCAUCAUCACCAGUGCAAAGAACAUGGUAAAAAGUGCCCAGGAUGUCACAACGAACGUGUUGGAUGAACUGCUCCCAAUUCAAGAAGACGUGGAAAAAAUGAAGAGCAGCUAUGGAAGCACCCAGAGUGCUGGCUUCAGUAAAGCCCUGAUGGAGGCAAACAAUUCAGUAAAAAAACUGACAAACAAACUUCCAGAUCUGUUCAGCAAGAUCGAGAGCAUCAACCAGCAGCUGCUGCCAGUCAGCAACAUCUCUGAGAACGUCAAUCGUAUCAGAGAGCUGAUCCAGCAGGCAAGAGAUGCUGCAAACAAGGUUGCUAUUCCUAUGAGGUUCAAUGGCAGUUCUGGUGUGGAGGUUCGACCUCCAGGCAACCUUGAAGAUCUGAAAGGCUACACUUCGCUUUCUUUCUUCCUCCAAAGCCCUCUGCCAAGAUCAGGCAACCCCCAGAGGGCAUCGAAUAAGUUUGUGCUGUACCUGGGCAAUAAAGAU